AUGGACGGCCCAUUAACGACAACGCAAUUCUUCUACGAUUACGGAGGAGAACCCUGCCAAAAAAUUGAUGUCCAACUCACUGGGGCACAGUUGCUGCCGCCCCUCUACUCGCUGGUGUUCAUCUUUGGCUUUGCAGGAAAUGGUCUGGUUGUUCUGAUCUUGAUAAAAUACAAGAAACUGAAAACCAUGACCGACAUCUACCUCCUCAACCUGGCCAUUUCCGAUUUACUGUUUCUCUUCACCCUCCCGUUUUGGGCUUACUACGCGGCAGACCAGUGGCUGUUAGGAGACGCCGCCUGUAAGAUCUUUUCCGGAGUUUACUACCUGGGCUUUUUCAGCGGGAUCUUUUUCAUCAUCCUGUUGACCCUAGACCGGUACUUGGCGAUCGUCCAUGCCGUGUUCGCUUUAAAAGCCAGAACCGUCUCCUGCGGCACCGUGACAAGCAUCUGCACCUGGGCCGUGGCCCUGUUAGCCUCCGUUCCCGGGUUCCUCUUCAACAGAUCCCAGAAGGCGGAGGACCGGUACAUUUGCAGCACUUAUUUUCCGACGGGCCAGGAUUUGGCUUGGAAGACUUUCCAGACUCUCCAGAUGAACAUCCUGGGACUCGCCGUGCCGCUGCUGGUCAUGAUCGUGUGCUACACGGGAAUUAUCAAAACUCUGCUGAGGUGUCGGAACGAGAAGAAGAAGCAUAAGGCGGUCAGGCUCAUUUUUCUAAUCAUGCUCAUUUACUUUCUUUUCUGGGCCCCCUACAACCUCGUCCUUCUCCUCAACACUUUCCAAAGCUCCUUUGGCCUGAACAACUGCGACAGCUCCAACAGACUCGACCGAGCGAUGCAAGUGACGGAGACUCUGGGGAUGACCCACUGCUGCAUCAACCCCGUGAUUUAUGCCUUCGUGGGUGAAAAGUUUAGGAGAUACGUUUCUCUGUUUUUCCAAAAGCACGUCGCCAAGUUCUUCUGCAAAAGCUGUCCCGUAUUCUAUAUCGAGACGGCCGAUCGGACAAGUUCCACCUACACCGCAUCCACUGGAGAACCGGAUUUCUCUGCAGGUUUGUAAAAAGGAGCCUGCAUUUUUUAGUUUUUCAAAGCCCUGCACUGUUUUCCUAAAAUUUGGAGAAAUGAACAAAAAUAAGCCUUUGGGAUGUGGACACAAAGAUGCAUUUCCCAUGUGCCUGUCAUGGUUUUCUGAACAACUUUUAGUUGCAACAUAUCUACGACAUAGCAAGGAAAACAUUUGAGUUCUCAAACGACUUUUCAUCCUCAGUAUGUCACUUAAAGGAAGAUGACUUCAAACUCUUGUCACUACUCCGCUCUUCCCCAUAUGCACACUUAAUUACAGCACUCUUUUUCCAUUCCUGAGAGUUCUUUGCAAGGACAGAAAUGGGUGAUUUUGUGCCCAAAACAAUAGCACCCCUCCUCUCCAUUCUGAGUGUGUUCCUCAUGCCCCUCCUCAAUCCAUAGUUUCUCUGGGAGCUUCUUUAAGAGUUGUAGCCCCGCACGAUGUCUCUGGCUACUUGCCCGCUGAUAUGCGUGAUUGAGUUUCCUCAUUUUCACAGCAGCCACCCUAGAAUGGGAUCGGGAUCUGAGUCUGUGGCAGAUGAACCAAAACCAGCCCUUGGAAACACCCUGGACACGUUUUCCAUGGCCAGAUUACUGACCCUGGCUCUUAAAACAUCCCUAUCAGAACCCUCCACUUGUGGCACUCCAGGGAAGGAGAUGAGAGGUGGGAUGGGAGAUAUUUGGGAGGCCAAAUGAGGCAAUUGGGCAGUGGAAUGAUUUCCAAAUCCUCAGCCCCAGACUCUGAUCUGAGUUCCCUCACUGAUCCGGGCAGGAGACAGUGGGGUUACUGAGGCAGCAUUUAACUCUUCUUCUUAAACUUCCACACCCUAUGAACCCGGGGGUCACAGAAGACGGCUUGACUGGAGCUAAUGCCCACAACUCUUUAGAAUCAGUGAAAUCCCCUCAGGGUACCUAUCUCCAGGGUCUGUAAUACUCUCAGAUUGGGGUGGAGUACAGAAAGUAUGAAACCUUCACAGCUAGAACAAGCUUUGCAGGCAAAGUGAGAGGCAUGCCAUUAGUGGAACACCCCUGUUUCAAGCCCCCAUCCAUGGGUGAGAAGUGGUGGGUGAAAGAAAGGAGUCCAGCUAGGGUGGCCACUUAUCUGAUUUUAUAUCUGGGCAGUCCAGUUUUAUCCCAGACAGUCUGGUUUUUGUCUGGUCUGCCCCCUGAACAAUACCGAUGUGGCACCAGAUGACUCUACAGCCGGUAUUUUCAUUUUAAGAGUUCAACUUCCCUCUGUCUCAGCACCUGCCUCCUAGUUCUGUGGCUCAAAAGUGGCAGCCGUAUUCAACAGGAAAAGUCAGGAAUCUCCCUCAGAAAAUGCCCAAGUUCAGGCAGACUUGGGUACACUUUCACAAAAUGCUGUGUGUGAUGUCGUUGCGUCACACUUGGCUCCAGUUGGAGUAUGCAUACAGUUACAUCAGUCUCAUUAUCCAGCAUUCACCCUUCCUCACACUGGCUACCUUAAAUCCAUCAGGUUGAGGAGGAUUUGACGGUGCGGUUGUCCGUUUGGGCGAUACCCAUUUCCUUUUGGCCCACACAAUUACAUUUAAUCAAAUGUUUUUGACCCGUUGCUUUUAGAACCCUAAUUUUUGAGUUGAUUAUAAAAGAUGGGGAAAAUAUCUCUUCAUUAUCAAGGAAUAGUUCAGAAGUAUGCAAAUCGUUCUACACACCUCCCUCCUACCUAGACUGUGAGUCCCCUGUGGGACAGGGACUGUGUCCGACCUGAUUAAUUUGUAGAUACCCCAGUGCUUAGUAAAAUGCUUGAGCCAUGGUAAGCAUUGUAACAAACACAAUAGUAAUAAAACAUAAUCCAUAUAUAAUAACAGCACCAUUCGCUUUUCCGAGGAACAUUCAGUGCCUUUCUACUGAGAGCACCAAUUCCUUUUUGGACGCUAUUUCAUUUACUCCCUCUUCUUUGACUGUGAGCCCCAUAUGGGACAGGGACCGUGUCCAAUCUACCCCAGCGCAUAGUACAGUGCUUGGCACGUAGGAAGUGCUUACAAAUCCCGUGAUUUUUUAUCCGCAUUAUGCCCUUUAAGGUUAUUGGAGACCGUGGGGAAAGAGCAGUCUCGCAGUGGAGUGAAUGGGCAGAACCCGUAUUGUCGAGCAUCCGAAGGGGAGCUUAUGGAAGAGGUUUGGAGCCAGUAGGUUCCUAAAACCCAUUCAAAGAGUUUGUGUGUGUGAAUGCGAGUUCAGAGAGAAGGAGCCACAAUACACGGUAUUGAGGGUUCCAGCUGCUAGACAGAAAAUAACCAAUCCUCUUGUCUAAAGAAAAUGGAGUUACCAUUAAUAAUCAGAUCUUCAUUAAGAAUGGUUGAUUAUCCAGAUAAUCCAUAGCCAAAAUAUACACUUAGAUUUCAAUUAUCUGGACAUUUCAGACAAAACCUUCCCUCUCACUUAAAAUGUCUCAAUAAAUAAGGCCAGACAAUUUUUUUUAUAGCCUUUCCGUCUUACUACGUGUCAAACACUAUUCUAAGUGCUGGGGUAGAUACACGUAAAUUAGUCCCUGUCCCAUACGACACUGACAGGUCAAAAUAUAAUCCGCUGGGGAAGAUAUGCCCUGGGUGGUAUGUAAAUAUGGGCAGAUUUCUAAUUGAAUAUUCACUCUUCUGUAGCAUAGGUUCAGAGAAAGUUUCAGAAAGGAGGGAGAAAAUUCACAACUAGAUGGUUUUGAUGACGAUAUAACAGGUUCAAUAGAAAAGUUUGA
Molecule: messenger RNA, 3768 nt
Organism: Tachyglossus aculeatus (Australian echidna)
Lineage: Eukaryota; Metazoa; Chordata; Mammalia; Monotremata; Tachyglossidae
Product: C-C chemokine receptor type 5-like
Exons: 1
Coding region: 1-1056 (351 amino acids)
Biological process (GO): chemotaxis; G protein-coupled receptor signaling pathway; inflammatory response
Cellular component (GO): cytoplasm; membrane
Molecular function (GO): C-C chemokine receptor activity
Source: RefSeq, a predicted model, not a curated record